Molecule: messenger RNA, 7128 nt
Organism: Scleropages formosus (Asian bonytongue)
Lineage: Eukaryota; Metazoa; Chordata; Actinopteri; Osteoglossiformes; Osteoglossidae
Gene: gripap1
Product: GRIP1 associated protein 1
Exons: 28
Coding region: 31-2673 (880 amino acids)
Biological process (GO): regulation of recycling endosome localization within postsynapse; regulation of neurotransmitter receptor transport, endosome to postsynaptic membrane; neurotransmitter receptor transport, endosome to postsynaptic membrane
Cellular component (GO): extrinsic component of postsynaptic early endosome membrane; glutamatergic synapse; postsynaptic recycling endosome
Source: RefSeq, a predicted model, not a curated record
CCCGUGCUCGUCCUCCCUGCUCCGGCGAAGAUGGCGCAGGCUCUGUCAGAAGAGGAGUUCCAUCGAAUGCAGGCUCAGCUCCUGGAGCUGAGGACGCAGAACUACCAGCUUUCUGACGACCUGCGGAAAAGCACUGCUGAGCUCAAUAAUGUCCGGCAGAAGACCUCGAACCUGGAGAAAGAAUACCUGAAAGCACAGAAGGCUCUCAAUAAGAGUAAGAAGGCUCAGGAAGUUGAUGCCCUGCUCAGCGAGAAUGAGAUGCUCCAGGGCAAGCUGCACAGCCAGGAGGAUGACUUCCGCCUGCAGAACAGCACCUUGAUGCAGGAACUGUCCAAGCUCUGUUCUCAGAUAGAGCAGUUGGAGAAGGAAAACCGAGGGCUGAAGGAAGGAAAGGAGGUACCCCUAGCGUCAACUCCUUCCUCCAGCACGGUGGAUGGAGAGCUGCUCCGCCUUCAGGCUGAGAAUGCCGUCCUACAGAAAAACAUGACAGCUCUUCAGGAGCGUUACGAGAAGGCUGUCAUGUCUCACAAAGGCGCAGAAGUCAGUGAAGUCAAAGCCUCAGAGGUGGAUGGACAGAGUGACUCAAAUGGAGUUCAGACAAAUGCCAGGGUCAGCACGUCGACAGAGGAGUCGGCAGAAGGACCUGCUGAUGUCCUGGAGCAGGCCGAGGCCAAGUGUGCCAAACUAGAGCAACGAGUCAAGGAGCUGAGUGAGGUGGAACUGAGGCUCAACACUGAAGUGGAGGAGAAGCGGUUGCUGAAGGAGCAGCUCCAGGCUUUAGAGACAUCCAAACAAAAAGAUAUGAUGAAACUUCAGGAUGAAAUUGCAAAGCUUUCUGAUAAGUUAAAGAAAAAACAAGAAAGUUUUCAGCGUUUGCAAGGAGAAAAGGAGGCUCUAUACAAUGAUAGCAGGACUAAGAUUGAUGAGAUUCUGCAGAAAAAAGAAGAAGAGCUGAAGUCCCUAAACAUACGCAUUCAGAAGCUUCAGGGGGACCUCAUGUUGGCCAAUCAGAGUAUUGCGGAGCAGAAGGAGCAUUUGCAGAGCCAACAGAAGGAGCAUGAGAUGGCUCUACAUGCACUCAAAGAGCAGGUGGCGUGUCAGAGUGCAGUGAGUCAGGAGCAGGUGGAGAGCAUCCUGAGUGAGAACGAUGCUCUCCGGACUAACCUAGCUGCCCUAGAACAGAUCCAGACGGUAAAGACUCAGGAGAUGAACCUGCUGCGGGAUCAGAACGUAGCCCUCAGUGUGGAGCUGCAGCAGCGGCAGACUGAGCAGGAGAGCUUACUGGCCCAGAAGGAUGACCUCAGCUCCCAGCUGCAGGAGGCAAGCAGAGCUAACAGCAGACUCCUGGAGCAGUUGACCGAACUGGGCCAGGAGAAAGAGAAAGUGCAACAGGAGCUGGAAGAGACCAGGAAGACGGCAGACAAGCGCAAGGCCAUGCUGGAUGAGCUCGCCAUCGAGGUGGCCCAGGAGAAGUCCCGGCACAAGGAGGAGCUCAGUGAUGUGCGGCUGCAGCACGAGAAAGAGAUCCUGAGCGUGCGCGCGCGUUAUGAGAAGGAGCUGCGAGGCCUGCACGAAGACAAGAAUCGCACUGAGGAGGAGAUCCGCUCCCAGCUGCGUGACGAAAAGGCUCGCACGCGGGAGCUGGAGGGUCUCCAGCAGACAGUGGAGGAACUGCAGGCCCAGAUCCAAUCUAUGGAGGGAACUAAAGGGUGGUAUGAGCGCAGACUUAAAGAAGCAGAGGAGACUGUGGAGAAAAACACACUGGAACACCAGGAGCAUAUUCAGAAGCUUCAGCAGGAUCAUGAUGCACAGUUGAAGGGCAAGGAAUCAGAAAUGGAAGCGCUGAGGCACCAGCUGGGAGCUAUGGAGAAGGAGAAGGAGGAGUACAAUGUGACGAUUGCAAAACUAAAGCAGGAGAUUAAAGACACUGUGGACGGCCAGAGAAUACUUGAAAAGAAGGGGAGCUCAGCACUGAAAGACCUGAAGAGGCAGCUGCAUUUGGAGAGGAAGCGGGCCGACAAGCUCCAGGAGCGGCUGCAGGAGAUCCUGACCAACACCAAGACCAGAACAGGCCUGGAGGAGCUGGUGCUGUCUGAGAUCAGCUCUCCUAGCCGCACCCAGCAGACGGGGGACAGCAGCAGCGUGUCGUCUUUCAGCUACCGGGAGGCUGUGAAGGAGGGGGCCGCUGCGCAGGGUUCUAGCAAGUCCAACACCAGCAGCCCCCAGUCUCAGCGGCCCGCAGACCUUUCAGAUGACGAAGUUGGCGAGCUUUUCCAGCGCCUGGCUGAGGUGCAACAGGAGAAGUGGUUGCUGGAGGAGAAGGUAAAGCACUUGGAGGUAAGCUGUGCCUCCAUGGCCGAGGACAUCUGUAGGAAGAGCGCCAUCAUUGAGACCUACGUCAUGGACAGCAGGAUAGAUGUCUCGAGCGCUGCCUCAGUGUCUCACGGAGGCCAGGUGGAGCGCGGAGGCCUGGGCUCUGUGCUGAGGGACCUGGUGAAGCCUGGGGAUGAAAACCUGCGCGAGAUGAACAAGAAGCUGCAAAACAUGCUGGAGGAGCAGCUGACCAAGAACAUGCACCUUCAGAAAGACCUUGAAGUUCUGUCUCAGGAGAUUGUUCGUUUAAGCAAAGACACGUGCACAGGUCCAGAUGGAGACCCCUCAACCACUGGCUAGGACUGGAAACUGCCCUCCCCAAUCCACCUCCCCUCAUGUCACCCUGUUUUCCUGACCACAAGGAGGAGGAUGCUGCUCAGCGGUGUUCAGGACUGUACCUCCAGAGGAACAUGUGGGCACUGGGAUGGUGGGGGAGGGAGACCCGUGCUUCUGAAAUGUAUCUACUACUGAAUGUAUUUAUUGUCACAAUUGUCUGUGUAACUCUGGGUCCUGCACUUGGCCCCAGGUGGCCUGGGUGGCCUCGCUGGCCUGGCUUCUUGUCAGAACAGCAGCAGUGGUGCCUAGGGCCAGAGUGAAGACCCAUCUUCAGGAACAGGUGCAUUACUCAUUUCCAUCCUUCUGAGACUUUGGUGAUCAUAUGGAGUGCAGCAUGAUGGUUACACUACUACAGAGUUGUUUCCAUGAGAAAUGGAAACUGCCUUAUUAAGGUCUGCAUAAGCCUAAAAGCAUUCAUAAUUGUUCUUAAGCAUUGGUAGUCAAGUAUUACAGCCGAUUCUGUCUGAGCUGGAAGAUUUAUUUUAAAGGUCUGCUUUCUCAAUGACCUCCCACCUCAAUGCUUCUAAGUGACUUUGAACAUUGAUAUGAGAAAUGGCUGAGUGCUAUUAUGUAGUCUUAUACAGUACUUAAUAAGCUGUUGUGUCUGCAAUACACAUCCAGAGUAAAGCCAUCAUUCCUUCUGCUUAUAUUUAAAAGAAACAUUCUGGUCAGAAUUUAUUAUUUGAUGUGUUGUAAUAUAUUUUUUUGAAUUGCACAUCCAAGAUGGUGCAGCAGUUCGGAAGCACCUCAUCAGCUCCAGGACCAAGCGUCAUAUUCUCUCCAUAACUGUUAUUCAUAGCGUAACACGGGCUGGAAGUAUAUUCUCUGUGCCAGUGAGGAAACACAGCGCUGACCUCACUCGGUGCACUCACUUCUUCUUGCGUCCCGCUGGACACGUAAAAGACACAAAUGAGGUUGUGCAGAGGCACUGCGGUGUUCGUUUUAGUAUGUGAUGUAUCUGUGGAAAAUGUAACCACAGAAAGAGCAAUAGCUGAGUUCCGCUUUUUGUGUCCGCAUAUGAGGGAUUUUUGUUCCUGGGUGUGGUGGACCAGUUUGGAACUGCAUAUAUAAAACUUACUCGUCUUAUAAACAUGUUGAAUGCAGCAAACUGUACACUACCCUGCCCAGUACAAGGGCUGCUGUGUUCUUGCCCUCACUUCCAUACACUUGUACAUUUGCAGUAAAAGUUAACCGCCUAAUCUCUCUAAAUCGGUAUAAUGCAGUAUGUUAAUUGAACACGUAGAAAUCAUUCCGGAGCAGAAAUUCCAAUUUCUGGAGUACGUCUUUUAACGCAGAGCUUGAAAGCAUCCACAUAGGUCAUUGUGUAAGGAUGCCAGUUUCGGAAUAAAUGCCACUGUUCCUAAGUACAUUAAUACCUGUACUGUAUGUUAUUGGAGAUGAUGCUUUUUCUGAGUUUCAGCAGCUGUGCAUGCAUAUCACACGAGAAUAAGCAAGUGAGGUAAACGAAAUUACGCCUUUGUUUACUUGCAUCGAGCUUCUGCUUGUUGAAUCUCAAAGCGUUCCCCCCCCCCCCCCCCCCUCGCCUCUGCACUUGCGACAGCAGCCCAACUGCAGAGUUAUUGGGAAGAGUUGGGCCUCUCAUCAGCUAGUGUCAGCUUUACUAUGCUGUUAAGCAACAAGGACUGCCUGGCUGUUUUUGUGCUGAGGUUUCAAACUCCAGUUCCUGGAAGCCUGCAGUCUUUUUUUUGUUCCCACUUACAGUUCCCAAUGGUUAGAUGUACUGAUAUCAUCUGUUACACUGGCAAGAAUGUGUUUGAAUUAAUUCUCUGGAAUCACUGAGGACUUUUGAGCUUGGUGAAGUGCUGAUAACCCAUAAGUAUAAUAUAUUGCUUUUUUUUUUUUCUUCAUGGGGUGCACAAAUGUUAUCAGUUGAAGUAGGAGCUCUCUUCAAUGUGCCAGAACCUUUUCAAUAGCAGCAUGAUGUCUUGCUGAAGCCUCUUUACUUGCACGAUGGAGAUGCUCCAGCGUUCCCGUUGGGGUUCAUGUGCACAGUGCCCACAGCGCGCUCCGUUGCCUUGUGGCACCAUCAGCAAGUGUCCGUGUACCAGUAAGAGCUCUACCAUAUUACAGUCUACUUCCUUUGGGUGUUAUUUUGUAUACUUUUGAGCUCUCCAGACAGUAUGAUGAUUGUCGGACUUUUGAUGAGACCCAUUCAAACAGUAACAGAGUAAGAAAGAAGGAUAGCACUGGGCUGCCUGUCAAAGAAUAAAGUGAAUCCAUGUGAAUAAUUCAAAUUAAAAGAAGCUACUUUAUACAUGUGUAAGUACACACACACACACACACACACACACACACACCUGUAUAUAGUAAAUUACAAAGAUAGUCAAAAUAAAGUUGGUUCCAUAGAUCAGAUGUGAUAGCCUGAAAGACCUGUCAGUCAGGUAACAGCAGAACAUUUCAAUUUCUAAUAUUCUACUACUAACAGUAACUUCUGAUGCUGUUUAUGUAAUUCAUAUCUACAAAGAAAUGUUAAACUCACCUGUCGUUUGGAGUUUACGGGCUCGCCAGAUGUACGUAACAGUGGUUAAUCUCAGCUUCUGAUCAUCUGCUGUCAAAACGUUAUUUCUAAACUUGUACAUUUUUGUUUUUUGAGUGUUUGGUUAUACAGCACGUACCCCAGUAACAUUAGGAUGAAUAAGGCUAUGUGUGUGUGGUUAACUUGUAUUUUCUGUAUUUUCUCUAAAAUAAGCAGGAAGAAGCUGCAAUGCCCGCCAGAAACACAUGGUAGAUUUAGGUUCAAUAUUAUUGAGUUACUGUCCACCGCUAUACUUUGCACAUGAAUUAUUUUAUUUUACUAGAUGCUUUUUACAUUUUUCCCUUUCGCUGUUGUCUAAUAGAGACAAUGCAAAAGGUCAAAGGUUCAGUGAACUUUAAUGCUUCACUUUAAACAGAUAUUUCGGCCUUAUUACCGUUGUCUAGGCCAAUUUUUUCUCUGCAGUAAAUAUUUUUUUUCUGUUCUCUUAACUGACAUUUACAUCAGUUUUAAUUUUUCGCCCUUUGGAGGUUCAACACUGAAAUGACUGGAAAAACAUGUUAAAUGAGUCUUAGGUGGUACCUUUUGUUUACGUAUUAACUCGGUCCUGCUUUUCAAGAAUGCUGCAGUACAGCAUGCAGUGGAAACUAAGAAAUACAGUAGCCCAGCCAUCUUUUUUCUGGGGAAGAAUAUGUGUUUGUGUUCUGUCUCUUUGUUGUUUUGUCGCUGUAACGGAGAUGUGUAUGUCUGCACCAUCCCUCGAGCAAAGGGAACCUCUUUUUCUACACCUCUUAAAUGCAAAAGUUGUUUCCUCUCUGCAUUAACAGCUGUAAUCUUAGCUUCACUUUUCCAGCCAAAAGCUGCAAUUAUUUGUUUUGCUGUACAGUAUAAUUUAAUUUUUUUGCAUUGGUUAAUUAAAGAAAUGUAAAGGAACAGAUUGCAUGUGAAUUGCUAGAAUUGUAAUGGAAGAAAAAUUUGAUUAUCUGCUAUCUGAUUCCAUUACUUGCUAAUUUUCAGGGCUGUGCUAUGUUAUAAGUGAGCUGAACCAUUUUAAGGUAAUUGUGACAGAAGGAUCCUUGUGACAGUAAUGCAUCCUUUUAAGUCCACCAGUGUCCUUUGAAGAACCUCCUAAUAGGUGUUGCAUUGUACUGUCCUGUUACAGCAGCCCAUCCCAUAAUGCACUGCUUUUCCAUCUCUUCUAUGCCUCACAAGUGCCACUGCAGCCCUAAAAUAAUUUAGAUGGAGGUGGGGGGGAAAAAAGAAAAAAAAAACAAGGUGCAAUGGUUCUAUGGCACUGUCUAACACACCCCACAAUGGCCUGUUGUUGGGAAUACACAUCUUCGUGCUAAUGUGGACUUAUCUCAGUUUCCUCUAAAUGUUUUCCAUUUUUGCUAAUGGAUUGCAGUCCAGUGCUUUUGAGGAUUUCCGUUUAUUGCAGAAUAUCAGGGUGACUGUAAAUAACACAUAAUUACCAAAGGAGAACUAAGUCUCCCUGCAAACUGAAUUGCACACAAAUGAAAUUUGGAAUCUGUAAGAUAUACAAAGCAAAAAAAUCCAUUCCAAAUUAUCUAAUUAGUUGCUUAUAUAUUUACACGUUGUUGUUUAACCUUCUAUGUUAUUUACAUUUGAUUGCCUUUUAUCCCUGUUUUUAAGAUCUAAUUUUCAAGUUUUUUUAUGUAUAGCAGCUAUUACAAAUAGAUUUCUAGUUUUUAAGUGAAUGUAAAAGAGCAAUGACUGAAUAAAACAGGAGAAUAAAAGAGCAGAUAAUUCCAUUCAUUGUUGUGAAGGUCUUUCGCAUUUCUCUAUCUGCGUCCGUGCUUGUAAUCAUGGUAUUCGUGUCUAUUCACUUCUGAACGUUGUAUAACACUCCGUAAGAGGGUGUGGUGCAGUGGUGUCAAGUUUCCCAAACAAAUAAAAACAAAGUA